Molecule: messenger RNA, 1140 nt
Organism: Caenorhabditis sp. 36 PRJEB53466
Lineage: Eukaryota; Metazoa; Nematoda; Chromadorea; Rhabditida; Rhabditidae
Source: the annotation of a GenBank genome assembly
AUGGACAACUUGAUCAUUUACGGCUCUGUUGAGCGUAUCCCUUUGUACAAUUGCAGGUACCACUCGAAACAUAGUGAAUCCUCAAGUUUAAAAUAUUUCAGCGGACACACUUCUGACGAGUGGUCGAAGUUAGGUGGGGAGCGGUGGCCACUUUUAGGCGCUGGACAGCUAGCCUAUGGGAUCAUGAUUGAUGUGAGCCAUGUGCAGUUAUAUUUGUUAAUGUUUAAAUUCAGAUCCUCUACCUACCAAUUCUCUCUAUCAUUUUUGAAAAGGAAAACUUCAACAUGUCGUGCUUCAAAAUCAUGUAUCUGCUGGGAAUCAUCGACUUUCUGAUCACCUACGUGAAUUCCAUCCUUACCGGAUGGCUCGCUAUGAAAGGCGCCGUCUAUUGCACCCACCCGAACAUCAUCUACAUCUCCGGAAUGCUUGUCUGCGCUCUCUGGUGCUCUUCCUGCAUGACCGCACUUUUGCUCGUCGCCAAUCGUCUACUCGGAAUGACCAAACCCGCCCUGGCCACCAAACUCUUUGAUGGGCGCAAAACGUACAUUGCCAUGCUGUUUCCCAUCCUUUACUUCGUCUACUUCCUGUUCACCGCUCCUCUCAUCUUCAACUCCAAGUACAUGGCCUGGUUCUACGAGCCGAUGAUAUUUCCGGAAAAGUCUGCCGAGUACUUCAACCAUUCGCACACCGCCAACAACUUUUUGAUUGUUACGCUGACUUGCAUCGUGUACACGCCGUUUCGAUGGGUCAUCGGAACCAAUUUGCGGCAUGUGCGUGGAGUUCAACUGUCACGGUUGCAGAAUACGGUAAGACGCACAGCACGUCGAACGACUCGUUUCUUAUUCUUUCAAGAAAACCCAAGUGUUCCUCCAAUCGACUCUGAUCUGCGCGGCGAAUCAAUUGUGCGCAGUGAUCUACGUCGUGAUGAAUGUGACGGAGGUGCCCGACGGCCUCAUCAUGUUCGCCCAUUUCACGUGGCAGUUCAUCCACGGCGCCCCCGUCUUUAUAUAUUUGGCGCUGAACCGAAUGAUUCGAGAGCGAUUUGUGCAGAAAAUGAGUGUGGUCAGUAUGGGCCGACAAACAGAGGCCAGCUCUAUGGCGCCAAUCGCCAAGGUCAGCCAGCCUACUGUCCUGAGUUGA